Tremella mesenterica DSM 1558 is the source of this 2388-nucleotide messenger RNA. RefSeq lists its product as uncharacterized. The coding region runs from base 1 to 2388 and encodes 795 amino acids. Lineage: Eukaryota; Fungi; Basidiomycota; Tremellomycetes; Tremellales; Tremellaceae. The record is from RefSeq and is a predicted model, not a curated record. The transcript has 3 exons.
AUGGCGAUGGCUGAGGGUAAAGUUGCAUCUUUCACAAGUCUACAAGGUCCACCGAAAGUACACACCACUGUACGACGCAAAGAGGACAUCAUCACCGUCAACGCUAUGACCACCACACUCGACAACGCAGAACACCAAGACGAGUUCUUUCGUUCCAUCCAACUCGUAGAUUCAUCCGAAAUGUCAGAGAUGAGAGGUGGGACGAAACCUUUGAAGGUGAGGAAAAGGGCGCAACCUGUCCGCGUGGUUGUCGGUGGUCCCGCUCGUCGACAUCGGUCCACCAUCACUCUCCCUCGUUCCCCCCAUUCCGCCCGUUCCUCCAAAUCUUUCCGACCAGCUUAUACACUGUCCUCACCGACCUCACCCCAGACACUCAUUCGUCAACUCCACUCCCGCUCUCAGUCAAUCAAAACCAUCAGCACCCAAUCUCAAUCUCACCGUACCCCUUCCCUCUCUUCCACACAUUCUCGAGCCCAUCAAUCCAUUUCCCGUCUUUUCAUGUCCCUCGUGGAGAAUUCUGAUUCACCCAUCUCACCACUGGUCAUGUCACCUCCUAUCCCUUUCACCAAGUCAAAGACUAGACAAUCACGUUCUUCCUCUGGACAAUCAGAACUUCAUUUAGGAUUAGGAAAAUUCACGUUAUACGACGAAUCUGCUAAACCACUACCAUCCCCACCUUCUUCUCCUCUUCUCUCCCCAAGACAUUUGCAAAAGAUUUUACCUCCAUCACCUUUCACUCCAACCCCCAUGACUCCCUCUCGUGCACCUAGGAAAGCAGCAGCAUUGUUAGGUACAGGUGCCGCCUAUUCUGCUCCUGUACAUCGAGGAAAGAAAAGGAAAGAACACUUCCGACCAUUACCUUCUUCAACUUUAUUAGAGAUUGAGAGGUUCUUUGGGGAGACACCAAGACGGCAGAAGAAAGUUCCAUCAGGGGUGAAACUCAAUGCCAACGUGAAAGCUCAGGCGAGAGCGCAUUCAGGGAGAGAUAAGACGAGAGAUGACAUGGGAGCAGGGAGAAGGUUGGGACAUGUGGGAGAAGAUGGUAGUAUGUGGUUGGAUGUGGAGGAAGAACAAGAGUUUGCUUGGUUGAUGACGGAUUUGGUGUAUCCAGAGUACGCCUCGAAAGAAUUCAAAGUUCACAAAUCUCAAAACCAUCUCGUCGAUAAGGAUGGUAAGAGUGUUCAUAAGGUUCAAGAUGGGGCCAACCUUGAAGUAUUAUAUGAAACAAGUGACGAAGAAGGAUGGGGGAUGAAAGCUUUCACAUCUGUUUUGUCUAUCCCUAAAACCCCCAACAAGGGAAAUAUCCCCACCAAUUUGUCUUCCAAUAUGGUGUCUAUCACGGCGAGAAGAACUCCACGUCCUGAUAACACCCCACAUCCGUGGAACGCACCACUACCUUCCACCCUCUUAGCCUCUACACAACAUGCACGAGCUGCUGCUACAAGUCGGAUGAAUGUUGGUAGACUCUCACCACGUUCCAACUCGCCAGAAAGCGAUACGAACAGUGGGGUCAUCAGUGCCGGUGAAAGCGUAGGUGGGAGUGGGAGUGGGAGUGGGAGUGGGAGUGAAAGGAGAAAAGAUAAACCUCGACCACCUCCUCUCAAUUUAAAACCUUCAAAACGUAAUCCUAAACUUCCACAUAUCUCCCGAACACCUAUCUCCUCUGACAAGACACAUCAUAAUCGCACCCCCGACGUUCAUCUCCGCGACGAUGAUCAACACCAUCAUCUUGCCCAGAUCAACACUCAUCAUCUUCGUGACGUAGACAAGAGCGGUAUCGGGCGUAAAGACAACAUAGCCAUUCCAGAUUCAGCAACCUUACCAAAUGGUAUCACCUCUUUUCCCAAACUAUCAUCCCAUAGGAGUGUAUCUGAAAAAGAUAUCCCAGGAACUCCAUUCGUACAUCCUCGAAAAGCCCCCAAACCGAAAGACGCAAUACCUCCCGUACCUCUGAUCCGGCUUUUCUCUGGGAAAGAUGUGGUUGCACCCAAAUCCCGAAAUCCCAUCAGGGUAGCGGCAGAGAGAAGGGAUACUGAUUCCAAGGCUGGCAAAAGGUCACGGGCGGAGGGAAAGAAUUUGAAUCCAGAAUAUGGAAUCAAGACUCAGGGAGAAAUGAGAGGGUUAGAUUUCGGUUUUGACAUAAAAAGACAAAAAGAUCUUGAGGUAUCUGAUAAGUUAGGAUUGGGAUCACGAAGGACUGAUGCUGGACGAGUCAAAGCGACUUCGAUCGGGAUUGGGAUGCAAGGGAUGAGAAAUGAUAGAUAUGUCGUUAGGAAGGGAACGGAAGAAAGAGGUAAAGAAAAUGGGAUAUCCUUUUUCGAUCCUGUCACUCCUACCACCAAAAAAGGAUGGUUUAGAAAAGUUCAAGAUGCCGUCCGAACGAAAUGA